GGCGUAGUAUUGACUGACCGUCUAAGAAGGAAGUCUACGAAAGAGUGCGGAGCGACUCGGUAUAUAUGACUACUCAACCAAAUGAGAUAAGCUAGGUUGCUCUCCACUUGGUAUGCCUACGUGACAAAGGGGAAAACCGAAUCCGUACCCAACUGCCGCAAACUCCCUACCCGGCGGACGAACCCCUCAUUCUCUCAUCCGCCCUUAUCUCGGGAGUAUCAGCGGCCUAACCAGCGUGACGUGAUUCGUUGGACGACCUGGCGCGGCCCGGAUACAGGCCGGGACCCUCCCUUCCCCUCCUCAACUCUACUGGAACUGAUCCGCUACGGCAUUCCGGCGACUUGCCUUCGACGUAGAUAAGAGCAAAGGAAACCCAUUCCUCCGUCGGGAUCACCGUACCACGUCUGAGGCGAAGCUUCAAUUACCUACGCCACACGAAAUCCUUAAGAGGGGGAAAGGCCCAAACCUCGGAGGCACGACACGCACACCCACACACAGACAUUGAGAAGGAGGGAGAGAGUACGGAACACGGGCGAAGCAGCAAUCCCCGAAGCCGCCUCGCAAUGUCAUCAUCCGCUACCGUGGCGCUCAUCACGGCGGGCAGCGCCGGGCUUGGAGCCGCGGCGGCGCGGGCCUUCGCUAAGAGCGGGUACCGGGUCGCCGUGAACUAUGCGAACAACGACGCGCGAGCGCUCGCCCUCGUCGCCGAGCUGCCGGCGCUAUCGCCCCUACCCCUCGGCGAUGAGGGAGGUGAGGGUGGCGGGAAGAACUUCGUCGCCAUUAAGGCGGACCUCGGCAGCCGCGACGAGAUAGGCCGUCUCGUGCGCGACGCCGUCGCGCGGUUCGGCCGGCUCGACGUCGUCUUCUCGAAUGGCGGCUGGACUCAGUUCCGCGGACUAUCCAGCAUCGACAAGAACGCGUACGAAGACGAGUGGGACAAGAGCUUCAACAUCAACGUCAAGUCGCACCUAUGGCUCAUGCAGGUCGCAAAGCCACACCUCGACGCGACCGAGGGUGCCUUCAUCAGCACGGCUUCGGUCGCCGGCGUGAAGCCCGGCGGGAGCUCGCUGGCAUACUCCGUCACCAAGGCAGCGCAGCUGCACCUCAUGAGAGCGCUCGCGGGCAUGGCGGCGCCCAAGGUCAGGGUCAACAGCGUGUCCCCGGGGCUGCUCCUCACGGACUGGGCCGACAUGUUCCCCGACGAGCUGAAGGAGGCGACGCGGCAGCGGUCGAAGCUGCAGCGCCUGGCCACAGUCGAGGACGUCGCCGAGCAGGUGCUGACGCUGGCGCGGAGCCGGAGCACGACGGGCAUCAACGUCGUGAUCGAUGGGGGGAUCAUGUUGUGAGCUUCGGCCCACUUCAGGGGAAGGGGGUGGUGGCGAGUUCGCGGCACGGGCUCACGGAGGCAGGGCAGGGUAUGCAUGCGUCGAGGUGUAGGAGCAUGUAGGUACUUAUGCACAUCUGCAUAGCCGUACCGAUCCCGCACGCAUGGGCGGCUCAAAGGGCAGUGGAAGAAGAGGGUAGGUUCGUGGAGAGGAGAGAUGCUUGUUACUACCAUAUGCCUCUACCAUAUGCCAUCACAAUCCAUAGACAUGCAUGCGGGAGAAACCCGAGUUAUUCGAGGCACUGCUUCGCCACGGUUGACGAGCUUCCAGAAGGAUGCGAUCCCCCUGUUCCGGGUCCGUGGCCGAGCGAGCAUUGCGAUUAUGAAACCCACGUGUCGAGCCAGAGGUUUCCACCGAGUCGGGUCCCAAGGGUAUACGGGGUAGGCUAUCUGGUCGGAUCCCGGCACCGCGGGAGGGGUAACAGGAGGAGGGUUGUAAAUCCGUAGCAGGCAAGGUAUGCAUGCCUGUAUGUGAGUAUGCAUGUGCGUUAGGCGGCGGAGGAGAGGAGAGGAGUGAAGCUACUCAUAUAUGAGUACCUAGUAGGCAUAUCUCAAAGGGGGCAAAAUGCCCGGGUCCCAUCGUCCCGACAGACACGAGACAUACCUACCGUAUUUUCUUGGCAAAGCCGGCCCGUGAGACCAUCCCUGGUUCUGUC
Durotheca rogersii is the source of this 2040-nucleotide messenger RNA. Its product is annotated as NAD(P)-binding protein. The coding region runs from base 564 to 1346 and encodes 260 amino acids. Lineage: Eukaryota; Fungi; Ascomycota; Sordariomycetes; Xylariales; Xylariaceae. The transcript is spliced from 4 exons. The record is from RefSeq and is a predicted model, not a curated record.